AUAAUUAGAGCAGCAGCCUGUCCUGAGUGCUCCACCAGCCACAGGGAGCACAGCUGGAUCUGCCAACCCUAUGCACAGGACUCGGAGAGGCUGCUCUGGCCUUGAAAAUUACCCUUCUUAAAAGGAUUUUCCUCCUUCCUCAAGGGAAAGAAAACCCACUGAUACAAAACCCCAUUUGCCUUCCGGCUUCCCCUGUGACUGCCUCUCCAGCAGAGACAGAGCGUUGAUAAAUACAGGAGAAAGAAAAAAAAUCAAUUCGGUCCUCUGCAGCAGCCGAUGCGCGCCCAGCCACCUCCGGCAGUCUGCCUGCUCACAACCAAGGGACGCGGGUGCAGCACGUGCUGACUCAGCCCGUGCCGGCAAGCUUGCGUGAUCUUAGCCUGACCAGGGAUUGAACCUGUGCCCUCGGCAGUGAAAAAGCAGAGUCCACCAGACCACCAGGGAGUCCCCUCUUUAAUUUACUUCAGAUUGGGGGUAUCAGAGUUCUUAUUCAAAGCCAGAAGAAAUUUGGAAGCUAUGGGUAGGACACGGAGGCCUCCGCCAGAGCAGCACAGACACUGCGAGAGAUGCUUCAGCCGUGACUGCCACAUGCCCGUGGAGCCCAGUGUCUCUUGCCCGGUGAUAAACUGCCACCUGUCCUGCGGUGCUACCUUCCACAUGUGCAAAGAGGCUGAGCACGAGCUACUCUGCCCUUUAGAGCAGGUUCCAUGCCUCAACUCCGAAUACGGCUGCCCCCUCUUCAUGUCCCGCCACAAGCUGGCCAAGCACCUGCAAGUGUGUCCUGCCAGCGUGGUGUGCUGCUCCAUGGAGUGGAACCGCUGGCCAAACGUGGACUCUGAAACAACGCUUCAUGAGAACAUCAUGAAAGAGACCCCCGAUGAGGAGUGCUUGGACACAGCCCUGGCCCUUCAGGACCAGAAGGUCCUUUUUAGGUCUCUGAAAAUGGUAGAGCUUUUCCCAGAAACUAGAGAACCCAUGGAAGAGGAACCUCCUGUGAAUGGUGAAGCCAGCUGGGAGGAAAUGGGUGGAGCGGUGGGUGGGGAGGAUGCUGGUUUGGAAACAGGCUGCUCUCUGUCAGCCAUGAAUGGGGAGGUGGUAGAGCUAAGUCAAGAAGAACGAGAGGCGUUAGCCAAAACCAAAGAAGGGAUGGACCUGGCCAAGUUUGACAAGUGGGAAAAUAUGUUCAGCAAAGAGCAUGCGGCCUCAGCUUUAACAAGCUCGUCAGCCAGCACUGACAGCAAGAGCAGGAACAGCCCAGAGAAAGAACAGAUUUCCAGCAGCAAUAGAACGGUAGAGGAGGGAGCUGCCAAAGGAAAAGAGCCACAGGAAGACCAGAAGCAGCAGGACUUUCAUACAGCCAUAGAAAAGACAGGACUUGCCCCUUGGCAGGAUGGUGUUCUGGAAAGACUGAAAACAGCUGUGGAUGCAAAGGACUAUAAUAUGUACCUGGUGCACAAUGGGAGGAUGCUUAUUCACUUUGGUCAGAUGCCUGCUUGUACACCCAAAGAGAGAGACUUUGUUUACGGCAACCUGGAGGCUCAGGAGGUGAAGACUGUUUACACUUUCAAAGUUCCGGUGAGCUACUGUGGGAAGCGGGCUCGCCUAGGUGAUGCCAUGAGUUGUAGGCCAAGUGAGCACAAGGCCGUCGAUACUUCAGAUUUAGGGAUCACUGUGGAGGACCUGCCCAAGUCAGAUCUCAUUAAGACCACCCUCUUGUGUGCUUUGGAAAGAGAACUCAAAGGUCAUGUCAUCUCCGAGUCCAGGAGCAUUGACGGGCUAUUCAUGGAUUUUGCUACACAGACAUACAGUUUUGAGCCAGAACAGUUUUCUUCUGGGACGGUGCUGGCUGACCUCCUAACCACUGCCAACCCAAACAGCAACGCAGAUGGGCUCCACGUGGAGCUCCACAGUGAGUGUGUGACCAGGAGGCACAACAAGAGCAGCUCUGCCUUUACUUUCACCUGCAACAAAUUCUUCAGGAGGGAUGAAUUUCCCGUACAUUUCAAGAAUGUUCACACAGACAUUCAGUCAUGUCUCAAUGGCUGGUUCCAACACCGAUGCCCUUUGGCCUACUUGGGAUGUACCUUUAUUCAAAACCAUUUCCGUCCCCCAGGGCAAAAGGCAAAAGUGAUCUACAGUCAGGAGCUCAAGACCUUUGCCAUCAAGCCAGAGGUUGCUUCAGAGCUGAGUGAGGGAAGGAAGAACAACCAUUUCUCAGGCCGAGAAGGAAAAAACCAGAAUUCUCUAACCAGCCUGCCCCUGGAAAUCCUGCAGUACAUUGCUGGGUUCCUAGACAGCAUUAGCCUGUCCCAGCUCUCCCAGGUGUCCGUGCUGAUGAGGAGUAUCUGUGCCACUUUGUUACAAGAGAGGGGGAUGGUCCUCCUGCAGUGGAAGAAGAAGAGGUAUUCCCAUGGAGGCACCUCCUGGAGAGUUCACAGAAAGAUUUGGCAAUUCAGCAGCCUCUUCUCCAAAAUCAAGAGCUGGGAGUUUAAUGACGUUGCCUCCAUGUCUGAGCACCUGAAAUCCUGUCCCUUCAAUGUUGUAGAACACAAGACUGACCCGAUUCUUUUGACCAGCAUGUGUCAGUCCCAUGAACAGGCCCGAGAGACCUUAGUCACCACCUUCAGAGCCAGACCACGAGGAAGACACACCUUACGCUAAAGACUCAGAAGCCACUGUUCUUGGAUUCCUAUUCAGAGUUACUGAAGUUGGACAGAGUGUGAUUUUGAGGACUUUCUUCUGUAAACUGCAAAUGUUCUUAUCUAGGUGUUUUCGAACAUGCAAUGCCCUUCAAAACCUGAGUAGCUGCAUAAGGUGGAAGAAUUUCCUAAGCCAUGGCUUGUAUAAUUGCUAUAGUACCAUACUGAUAACUAAUAGCCUCCCUCCCCCUACUUUUUUUUUCUAAAAUAAAUCCGUCUGUGGAGUAAAUAGGUAACUUGAGGCCAUUUAGAAGAUGAGCCCAAGACCUUAGGAGAUGAGAGAGCCGUGAAAUUCCAUAACCAGCAUAGGCCUGUGCUUUUGUGGAGAACUUUUCAGUUUAUGAGCGCUUUCAAUGAUAUGGGGCAGAGGCAGUAUAGGAAGAGGACUGAGAUGCCUCCCAGGGCACCCAGGGUAAAAACCACAGUCUGAAGUUUCUGGAGCUGGACUUGUCUUGACAGCCAAGUGCAGGGCUUCUUUUAGUUACCCCACUGUCUCUAAGCCCAGACAGUCCAACAGAAUAGAGACCUAGGCUAAGCACAGAAGCCUCAGGGACACCUAAAGUCGAACAGUAAGAGGCAGAAAUGAGGUCACAGAUGAGAUGGUUGUGUAGAAUCCUGGCAACAUAUAGAAGGACAGCCUUGAAAAAUGAGAUGAAUGCAGAGGAGAUACUAUAUGUAUGAAGAAAAUUAGGACAAAAAUUACAGACUGCUUUUGAACAUUUUAAUAGUGACUUAAGAUUGAAGCUUCUUUUCCUCUGAAAAUUCUAUUCUUGGUCUGGAUUAGGGAGAGCCCAGUUAUGGGCCAGCACCACCCUGGGCUAUGUGAAAUGAUCACAAGACACUAACCCCAACUUCAGUGUCUUGCCAGAAGGCUCAGGGUAGCCCAAGGAGACCACGCAUAUGGAAAAGUCAGGCUCACCGUAUGUCCUGUGGUACCAGUCACUAGGUCCUAGACACCACCUGAGUAUACCAUGGGGAAUCUUGAGAAGGAAGACAUCUGAACAUAGUGAUUCCCUGUAAUUGCUCUUACCUCUUGCUGGGCAUGACUUCAUUCUGUGAAAAAUGGGUGAUACUUCUGAUUUUUGGUAACAAAUAGUCAAAACUUAUGAGAACAAAAGUAAAAUAAAAAUACACAAGAGAAACUGGCAUCCCCCAAAGCUGGGUUUCAUGGGACUAUUGACAUUUUAGACUGUAUAAUUCUUUGUCAUAGGGACUGUCCUGUGUGUUAGAGGAUGUUUAGUGACAUCUUUGGCCUCUAUUCAAUAAUACCAGUAGCUCCCCUACUGCUUUAACAACCAAAAAUGUCUCUGGAAAUAUCCUCCAGGAGCAAAAUCACUCUUGUUGAGAACCACUGCCCUAAUGAAUGACACACCAAUGGCAGUAAGUCAGGUAAGCUUUUUAGAACAGCAAAUUCUUACCUCACAUAACCAUCUAUAGUAGUCACGAUUUCAUGCAGCUCUUUAUUUACCAAAUAGAUUUUAGAUGAUUAUAAGUUGGGAACCAAAUGGAGUUAAGUUUGUUUGAUGUGGCUUCAUGUCCCUGGGUCAUGUGCAAAAAAUAUAUCCUAUCAGGUCUCCAGGCAUAGCUGAAGCCAGGAUGGUUGAACUGCUUAUCCUGUGCUUAUAUCCUUCUCACCUUAAUUGAUGCCAUUUUCCUAGCAAUUAUCAGCAAGCAAAGGCAGAGGGAUAAGGAAGAUGGGUACUGUGGAGAAGCAGAGAACAAAGAAUUUAACCAACAACAAUAAAAGAGUCUAAUCGAUAUGAAGGCAUGAGAGCAAGUGCCAGAGCAGACGUACCCUCAUCUUUCAUUUUAAUGUGCCACUUGGUACUAGUCAGUAAUGUAACUCUACUUUUCCUAAUCCUUAUUGUUUGGUUUAUAUUUCACAUUUGUAUAUAACGUGCCAUUUUCUAAAAAUUAUAACUAGAGUGUGAGCUAGGGUUUUAUUCAGUGAAAAUGAGUAAUUGCAACAACUAAACAAUAAAGUGGGGGAAAAAAGGAAGAGUUCUCCAGGGAUCAGUUCCACAUUUUUGGAAUCUAGUCCUUCCUAUAUGAAGAAAGAAAGCUCUGAAAAUCCAUUCCGGGGUUUUAUUUUAUUAGAAAAAGAAAGCAAGGGGGAGCUGUAGCCUAAGGGAGAUGAAAAUCCAGGGCUACUGUGAGCCCGAUGAGAAAUAUAGAGAAAGAAAAAGAGCAGAGGGCUCUUCCUUGACAGUCUGGGCAGCCCAGGGUUCAGGAGGGCAGGCAGAAAUGUGACCGCACCUCUCUAUGGGCCCCACCAUCCAGGUACACUUUACUUUCCCAGUUUCUAUCUAAAGUGCAACAUUGAGCAGAUCAACACCAUCAAACACAUUUUAUAAGGCAUCAAAUUAUAUAUGUAGCAGGAAAUCAGAGUACUACAGGUAUCCACUAGCCUAUACAAAAAAGCACAUUUUAUGGUGACAGGGCAAUUGAAGAAAAAGGAAAGCCUUUUAGAGAGACAGUGAUAUGAUUAAUGGGAUGAAGCUACAGUGAGCAGCAUGAACAGCAAGCAUUAUCUGACAAAAACAAGAUAGCUAGAAAUGGUUUCAGCUUAAGAAUCAGCUAAGGAGAGUGAAAGGGGACUGUGGACCCAAGAAUAAGAACCUAGAUGGGGGAGGUGUCUGUGGGCAGAGCCCUUGAAGAGUAUCACACCAAGAAAUCCAGUCCAAAGUAGGGAUCAGCUGUAUGUGGAGGGUAAGGUCUGUGGAACCCAGGCAGAAAAGAUUAUUGCCUUAAGGACCUGGAAAAGAAGCUUUUGUCUUAUAAUGAAGGAAAAAGUGAAAAUCAAGGUGGAAUUUGGAUGUAGGAAGAAAAUCACUGCCGAAGUAUGUGAUGAUGUCUAAUCAAACUGAAACAAAGAAUGAGAUUGUAAAUAUCUAGUGUGACUUACCUCUAUACCCUGGAAACCCCAAUAUCUCUACAGGCAAAAAUAAAGGCUGUUUUGUACUCUGUCUAA
Molecule: messenger RNA, 5670 nt
Organism: Capra hircus (goat)
Lineage: Eukaryota; Metazoa; Chordata; Mammalia; Artiodactyla; Bovidae
Gene: FBXO40
Product: F-box protein 40
Exons: 6
Coding region: 517-2661 (714 amino acids)
Cellular component (GO): cytoplasm
Molecular function (GO): protein binding; zinc ion binding; ubiquitin protein ligase activity
Source: RefSeq, a predicted model, not a curated record